Messenger RNA from Stylonychia lemnae, 609 nucleotides. NCBI's taxonomy places the organism in Eukaryota, Ciliophora, Spirotrichea, Sporadotrichida, Oxytrichidae. The record is from the annotation of a GenBank genome assembly.
AUGGAAAAUACAAUUGAAGAUUUAGUUGGAAGCACAUUUUACAAGAAAAAAGGUCACAAUGAUAAGGACAGAGAGAGCCUUUUCAAUGUUGAGGAUUGUGGCACCGAAGAGGUUAAGGCUGCAAGUUUCCUCGGACUAUUAUUCAGCGCUAACUGGUGCCCACCUUGCAAAAAUUUCCUAUCUAUCCUAAAGGAAUUCUACUCUGAAGUCAAUAUCGACAAGAAGAAAUGUGAGAUAUUAUAUGUUCCGACUGACAAGCAUGAAAAUGAUUAUAAGGAGCAUUACGCUCACAUGCCAUGGCUAUCAAUCCCAUUUGGUGAUGUCAGAAUUCAAAAACUUUUACAAAAAUACAAGGUAACUGGCGUUCCCGUGCUUAUCAUCGUGGAUAGUUAGAGUGGUUUCCUUGUGACUGUAAGAGGAAGAAAAGAUAUUCAUGAGUAGGGUAUCAACUGCGUCAAUGACUGGGUGAAGUUGCUUUAACUUAACAGGGAAAAGGAGAUAUAGAGAUUAGAGGAGGAGGCACUCGCAGAAAUUGCAAGAUAGAAAUUGUAAUAACAACAUCUAUUGGAGUAGGCCAACCCAGUUGUAGGAGCUAAUUUAAAUGUUUGA